AUGGUGCCUUCGGCGAACUUACUCGGCUUUGCGGGUGGAGAGCUCGCAAAAAAGUUACCAAAAGUACUUGGUGUCCUGCUCGAGACAACCCUUAGUUCGGUUGUGGAGAUUGUCCUCUUCAUGGUCCUGAUUCACAACGAUAAAGGCGGUAAUCUGAUUCCGGUUAUCCAGGCCGCCAUCCUAGGCUCAAUCUUGGCGAAUCUCUUAUUGUGCUUGGGCCUAUGCUUCUUCUGCGGAGGCAUUGGGCGUGCAGAUCAGUCGUUCCAUGAGGCCGUCAGCGAAGUAGGCUCAGGGCUCUUACUAGUCGCAGGAUUUGGUCUCCUAAUACCGAGUGCAUUCUAUUCAACACUGAAAAGCAAUGCAUCGCAUACGCAUGUACAAAUGUCGACGGAAGAGUUGAAUCAGUCUACCCUGAUCAUCAGUAGGGCCACGGCCAUCAUCCUGCUAGUCGCUUUUUUGAUGUAUCUAUUUUACAACCUUCAUAGUCAUCACAGUAUCUUUGACGAAGUGCUUGAGUUUGAUGAACAUCAGGAUGAAGAUCGCGAAAAGGAGAUGAAGCGGGCUAAGCUUACGCUCAUUGAAUGCUUCAUUGCCAUUGGAAUCUCGCUCGCUUGUGUUUGCAUGUCGGCUGUCUUUCUGGUGGAAGAAAUAGAGCAUAUUGUGAACGAAAAAGGUGUAUCGGACAACUUCAUGGGCCUAAUUUUAGUGCCCUUGGUAGAAAAGGCAGCAGAGCACUUGACCGCUAUCGAUGAAGCUUGGGACAACCAAAUCAACUUUGCACUCUUCCACUGUCUUGGUCCGUCGAUCCAGACUGCGCUGUUAAAUGCACCGCUGGCAGUUCUUGUGGGCUGGGGCAUUGGCAAGGAUAUGGGUCUCAACUUUGAGAUAUUUAUGAUCGUUCUGGUCGUUUUAUCCAUCUUAGUUGUUGGGAACUUCCUUCGCGAUGGCAAAUCCAACUAUUUAGAAGGAGGCCUAUGCGUUCUAGUCUAUGUUAUUAUCGCUGUUAGUACAUGGUACUAUCCACAGAUUGUACCGGAAGAACAAUCACCGCGACCCAACCGAAACAACCGUUCAAUGGACCCAUCAUCCACCGUUAUCUGUACACUCAAAGAUUACGAAAUCCCGUUCAGGCGAGACGAGAUCCAGUCAGCCCUUAGCAAUGAGGCGGAUGGUCCCAAGGCUGCGAAAUGGCUGACAGAGCAUCUCACUACCGACACUCUGCUGUCGCAGGAAGAGCUGAUAUUGUAUUCGAGGCUCGAAAGCUCCGGCGCCUUGCAGGGCGUUCUCGCCAAUACAGAUACGAAUACAAGUCGUCCGCUUCUAGAUGACGACCUUCGACGUGCGAUUGAUACACUAGAUGCUUCUACGGCUGCAAUACAGAACCAAACCAACAUACUAAUGGCACAAUACGAGAGCCUGAAUAGAUGUGAUCAGUCGGAUGAGGACCUGGGACUUAGACAAGACAGGGAUAUAGCACGAUUGCAAAAGAAGCAUAAUGAUCUAGCUCAUGCGUUGGAAUCGGAAAUGAGGAGUGUAUCGGAGCAAGCCACAGCAGAGGCCAAAAGAAUACUCUCCUCUCUGACAGCUCGAUUCAAGGAGGAUGAUAAGUUGAUCGCGGGCUUAGAGAGGCUCGCAUCGGGAAUUGAGAUCACUGAACAAGACGAAACUACUGCGAAGCAAGCUUCGGAACGAAGCGCUGCUCUUGCCCGAUAUGUUGCCGAUGAAAUACAGUGUCGACUUGAUCGAUUAUAUCUGGAAUCUUUACAAGCAGGCUCAAUGGAAACGCAGGCCGAGGCAGUACCGGUCGAGGAUGAAGCUCUGGUGGCGUUGGGGAAGGAGCUUGAAUCUCUAUACCCUGAAAUCGACAUACUGGCGGAAGUGUCUUCAAGACAGAAGUUCGCUGAACCAAUGAUAGGCGAGCUACGCGAUCACCACGGCAAAUUGCGUAUGGAUUCCCACAAAAAAUUGGACUACGUUGUGGAUAUUGUCACAAAGAUGACCUUGUCUACGGAAGAUCUGAUCAGGUCCCUGCAGGAUCGCGAGUCUUUCUGUGGAACACUUGAGGCUAUCGCUGCCGCGCAUCGAUCAGAAGUUGGCGAUUAUCUCUUGGGCCAGUCUGAUCCAAGACGAGAGACCUUAAGACGUGUCUCCGCACAGCCAAUUCCAAAUUCUACCUCGGCCCAAAAGCGCAAUACCGCACCCCGUGAUCCUCACUUACUGGCGACGGUAUUGCGCCGAGUAGGAUUAUCUCUAGAAUCUAUGCUCCAUGCAGAUGAUGUCAACGAAGGUUGGAAAACUUUGCAAGGGAAGCGGCAGCAGUUGAUUGAAAGCCUGCACGAUCAUGGCGUCGCUGCAGAUUCACCGCUAAUGGCUGAUCUGCUUCCGACAUAUCAGGCAAUCCGACUUCUUUCCACUUGCUUGCACUCCGAUUCGGAAUUCAAGAUCUCACUUUUGGGCCUGGAUCACCAAAGAAAGCUAUCGAAUCUCGAGGACGACUUGAACCGUAUGCAAAGAGGCUUGACAGGACUCGACCUGAGCGUGCUUCACAGGCGAGAUAGAGGCCAAAACAAGUUCGUAGAAAGAUGGGGCUCAGAGGCGCUGGGCCACUGA
Messenger RNA from Aspergillus sclerotioniger CBS 115572, 2610 nucleotides. RefSeq names its product hydrogen/calcium exchanger domain-containing protein. Lineage: Eukaryota; Fungi; Ascomycota; Eurotiomycetes; Eurotiales; Aspergillaceae. Gene Ontology annotation, biological process: calcium ion transmembrane transport; intracellular calcium ion homeostasis. Bases 1 to 2610 code for a protein of 869 amino acids. Gene Ontology annotation, cellular component: fungal-type vacuole membrane. The transcript has 7 exons. The record is from RefSeq and is a predicted model, not a curated record. Gene Ontology annotation, molecular function: calcium:proton antiporter activity.